Trichomycterus rosablanca is the source of this 2007-nucleotide messenger RNA. Its product is annotated as histone-lysine N-methyltransferase PRDM9-like. Lineage: Eukaryota; Metazoa; Chordata; Actinopteri; Siluriformes; Trichomycteridae. The transcript is spliced from 9 exons. The coding region runs from base 43 to 1884 and encodes 613 amino acids. Gene Ontology annotation, molecular function: histone methyltransferase activity; protein binding. The record is from RefSeq and is a predicted model, not a curated record.
UUGGAUUUGAUCUGUUCUGCUUCAAACACUCAAGGAGCAGCAAUGGAGUCAGCGGAGGACAGACGGAUACCGAACACUAAUCCUGCUGAUUCGCAGAAUGUGAAGACGGAAGCUUGUAGAACUUCAGAUGGAGAAACUUCAAUCUCUGUAGGGCACGUCUACCCUGUAGACCAACAGGGCGGAGAGUUUCAGAAGAAGCCUGUAAAAGAAGAAGAAGAUGAAAAUGAACAUGAAGACUUCUUCUAUAAAGAAAGAUUAGGAGAGUUCCAAAGGAAGCUUGUAAAAGAGGAAGAAGAUGAAGAUGAAGAGCAUCUCUAUGUAGAAUUUCAGAAGAAGCCUGUAAAAGAUGAAGAUGAAGAUGAAGACUACCUCUACUGUGAGGAGUGUCAGACCUUCUUCUACAACAAGUGUGAGCUUCAUGGUCCUGCUCUCUUCAUCCCUGAUACCCCCGUCCCUGUGGGAGCUGCCGACCGAGCCAGGCGAUCCCUUCCACCCGGUCUAGAGGUUCAGAAGUCCGGGAUUCCUGAAGCUGGUCUGGGAGUGUUCAAUAAGGGGGAGACGAUUCCUGUCGGUGCGCACUUCGGCCCCUACCAGGGGGAACUGGUGGACCGAGAGGAAGCUCUGAACAGCCGGUUCUCCUGGGUGGUUUCUAAGAGCAGUGAAUGUGAGGAAUACAUCGACGGAACCAGAGAGAUCCAUGCUAACUGGAUGAGGUACGUGAACUGUGCUCGUUAUGAUCAGGAGCAGAACCUGGUGGUGUUCCAGUACCGAGGAGGGAUUCUGUACCGGUGCUGUCGACCCGUCGGACCGGGACAGGAGCUGCUGGUGUGGUACGACGAGGAGUACGCCAAGGAUCUCAGCGUCACAUUUGAUUAUAUCUGGAACAGAAAAUGUUCUGCGAAUGGAUCCAUCAGCGCCCAGUUAGACGUGUUCUCCUGCUCCUCAUGUCCACUUUCCUACACGUCCCAAAUUUACCUCCACAAGCACAUCAGGAGGUGCCACUAUGAGGAGUACCUGAGACGUUUAGAAUCGGGAGAGAUUCAGUACGAGAACCCUCACCGGGCGUCCUCUGGUGCUCCUCCUAGUAACAUCUGUCAAGGACAGACGCAGAACAUUCACAUCUGCUCAGAGUGUGGGAAGAGUUUUAGUCAUUACAGCGAUCUCCAGCGGCACCAGCGCGUUCACACCGGAGAGAAACCGUAUCUAUGUUCUUACUGUGGGAAGAGCUUCAGUUACUGGAACUCUUUCCAUCUCCACCAGCGCAUUCACACCGGAGAGAAGCCCUACUACUGCUCACACUGUGGUAAGAGCUUCAAUCACCAGAGUAAUCUGAAGACUCACCAGCGCAUUCACACCGGAGAGAAGCCGUUUCAGUGUUCACAGUGCGAGAAGAGCUUCUCUCAGUGGAGUCACCUCCAGCGGCACCAGAACCUUCACACCGGAGAGAAACCCUAUCAGUGCUCGCAGUGCGGGAAAAGCUUCACUCGACUGAACUUCCUUCAGCUGCACCAGCGCGUUCACACCGGAGAGAAACCGCACCGGUGCGCAGAGUGCGGGAAGAACUUUAGCCAACAGAGUUCCCUCCAACAGCACAAGCGCAUUCACACCGGAGAGAAACCGUACCAGUGCUCGGAGUGCGGGAAGAGGUUCGCCUACAAGAGCGCCCUCAGCAAGCACCAGCUCAUUCACACCGGAGAGAAACCCUACCAGUGCUCCCAGUGCGGGAAGAGCUUUAACAGUCAAAGUAACCUCAAAACACACCAGCGCCUCCACACCGGAGAGAAGCCGUACCAGUGCUCCCAGUGCGGCAGGAGCUUUACUCAGCUGAAUUCUCUCCACCACCACCAGCGCAGUCAUACUGGAAAAACGCCGUCUCACUUCUGACGUGGAGACAGCCGAUGAAUAGAAAAGCACCAGGAACAUUGAAGUAUUUGGGGAUGUGUGUAUAUUUAAAAAUAGAUUCAAAACUAUAAAGGAAUAAAAAAUCAUCAACAUUUUUUGGACAAA